Molecule: messenger RNA, 1601 nt
Organism: Lotus japonicus
Lineage: Eukaryota; Viridiplantae; Streptophyta; Magnoliopsida; Fabales; Fabaceae
Product: DAG protein, chloroplastic-like
Exons: 5
Coding region: 81-1370 (429 amino acids)
Biological process (GO): mitochondrial mRNA modification; cytidine to uridine editing
Cellular component (GO): mitochondrion
Source: RefSeq, a predicted model, not a curated record
UCCAUAGCAAUUGACAAGGAUUUCUUUUCGCAAAACCCUCACUUCGCAAAAACCCUACUCUCUCUCUCUCUCUCACUGCGAUGGCGUCGUCGUCGUUAAUUCGCCUCCGCCGCUCCCUCACAGCGCUUGCCGGCUUCCACCGCUCCUUCUCUGCGACGUCGUUGUCAGCUCCCAUCCGGUACGGCGUUUCAUCACCAUGUUGGCAAUCCCCAAAUGUGGGUUUUCAAUCCCGUUCGUUCAUGUCAUCGCCGACUUCGCUUCUAUCCAUUCGAUCCUCACAGAGAAACAUCCCCGAUGGUGAGAUUGGUCCCGAUGAGAUUCUCUUUGAGGGCUGCGACUACAACCACUGGCUCUUCGUCAUGGAUUUCCCCAGGGACAACAAGCCCCCUCCCGAACAAAUGGUUCGCACCUAUGAAGAAACUUGCGCCAAGGGCCUCAACAUCAGUUUGGAAGAGGCAAAGAAGAAAAUAUAUGCCUGUAGCACAACAACUUACACAGGCUUUCAAGCUGUCAUGACAGAGGAAGAGUCUAAGAAAUUUGAAGCUCUUCCAGGAGUUAUCUUUGUACUACCUGAUUCCUAUAUUGAUCCUGUCAACAAGCAAUAUGGAGGAGACCAGUACAUCAAUGGAACAAUCAUCCCUCGACCUCCACCAAUACAGUAUGGGAGAAAUCAAAGACGAGAUGAUCGGGGUUCCAGGCCACAGGACGGAAGAAACCACGGGCCUUCGCAAAAUUAUCCGCCUCGACAGAACUAUGGUCAAACACCACAGAGUUAUCCACCCCAACAGAACUAUGGUCAAGCAUCACAAAGUCAUCCACCCCAGCAGAACUUUGGUCAAGCAGUGCAAAGUAAUUUACCCCAGCAGAACUUUGGUAGAGCACCACAGAGUUAUCCACCACAACAGAACCAUGGCCAAGCAUCACAAAAUUUUCCUCCCCAACAGAACUAUGGUCAGUCACCACAAAAUUAUCCACCUCAACACUAUGGUCAAUCACCACCAAAUUAUCCACCACAACAGAGCUAUGGUCAUUCCCAAAAUUAUCCACCCCAACGGGGCACCUAUGAUUCUGCUUCUCAGCAAAGGUAUGCGCCACCUUCACCACAAUUUACGCAGCAGCAGAGCGCUGGACCAGCUGGUCUAGGAGAAAGGAGAAACUUUGUACCACAGCAGGGCUUUGGACAACCAGGACAAGGAGAAAGAAGAGAUCUUGCGGCCAGGGGUGUUGCUUCUGAGGCGAGGGGUAGUACUUCUACCCCACCAUACUUGAAGGAUUUCAAACCAUCAUAUAUGGAGCAGUCUCAAGAGGAUUUCAAACCAUCAUAUAUGGAGGAAUUUGAAAAGAUUGGGAAUGGAGAGGGAAGAUAUUGAUGAUAACAGUCUGAGUUAUGCUGGCUGCUUGUACUGAAGUUACUAAUAGCAUUCUUAGUUAAUUGUAUGAACUCACCAAUAUGGUGAGAGGUUGAAUAUGUUCAGUACAAACCGUAAAUUUUUGGUGCAUGUUCUGUUUCCUUGACAAAGUUUAAUAACUUGAACAUGGUAUGUAAAGUUUAUGCUAGCUGCCACCUGGUUUUACUAAGCAUGCUUUUAUUUACUGUUUCA